AUGUCUGGCUCCGAACCACGGCUGGGAAAUGCGCCGCCGGCUUCGUCCGCCGCUGGACCACCUGAACGGGAGCCGUUGGGCCUGGAUGCUCCCGGCGGCCAAGUCGAGGCGGCGGCGGCGCCCCACGGAUUCCGGGGUCAGCCGAAAAAUCAGUUCUAUUUUGUCGACUCAAGCUCAUCAUCCAAAGAAAAGCGCGCUCAUGUAAUGCGCCACCAUGUCCAGGAAAAGCGCAAGCAGCGCAAAAUGUCACAUGGAUCCCUCCAGCCGGAUCAAAUCCGAGAAUCCAUAUCCUGGCAGGCCAGGAAAGACUCGGGCUAUGAUACGGACACACAACCGGAGGCGGCCGUGCUACCGGACCCCCAGGGACCUUCGGUCGAUCAGGAUUCUUCGGUAUGGACAGCAAGUCUGGCGUCAAUGCGACUGCAACGACAUGACCUGACAGUGUCAACCUGCGGGCAGAGGUUCGGCGAUCUCAAUGCUAAUGAUCUCGAUGUUCAGUUGCAAAUCAGGUUCUCAACCGUGAAACCCUACGCCCAGCCAGCCGUGCCACUACAACUGGGCUCCCCCAUGACCAUGCUCGAUGCGUCACGAAAGGAUCCCUUUGGGAGCUUACCGAUCGCCCGGAACCCAGAGGACUUGGAAUUGGUGGACUACUGGACUAGCAAAUUGGCGUACUGGUCGGGACAGAACCCAUACGUCAAGAAUCAAAUCUUUCGAACCGCCAUGGAACAUCCCGUGUCGUUCCAAGCGGUCAUCCUCUGCUAUUGCGCUCGAUGGAAGGCUCAGCUCUAUGGAGUCACUGAGAGCCCGGAGGUCACACGACAUGUCGGCCAAGCCCGGCAAAACAUUGAAGACGCCGCCAAGGGCUUGAUACAAGUCCCUCCCGACCAAUUGGCCAUGGCCCUCUCAGGAAUGGCUCUUGGAGAAGAACGAUUUGGCGAUAAAAUAGAGGGUCAAAGAUGUCUGAAUCAGGCCGCUCACAUCAUGCGACCCCGCACUGGAAGCCAUCCAGGCGUGGAGGUGUUUCUUCAUUAUGUCCGUUAUAUCCAACUGCCGCAACACAUAACAGCUGAUCCGACCGAUCAGCGAUGGCUCAUUGCCUUCCUCCGAGGAGCGGAGGAUCUCAUGCGGCGACACAGCUCCUCGACCUAUCUCUCUCAAGUCCCCCAGCGAGGCGAUGCAUUCCAAAUGGAAAGUCCGCUGUUCUCCCUCUUGUCCAGUGGGCCGCGGCCAUCCUCUGUCCCGCAGGCGUCUCGCAUGUACGUUGUACGCGACGCGCAGACCCAAGAAAUUAGUCGCACGGCUGCGCUUAUCAACAUCACCGCCGCUCUGUGGGAUUUUAAAGAUUCUGUCCACAAGACCGGUCGGUUCCUUACAUAUCUAAGUGCCAUGAUUGCACACCAUCAGCUCGACCGAGAGCCCGCUUGCGAAACCCUUCUCUGGUUGUUAUUGGAGCAAGGCUGCGACCCCGACCUGCGGGUUCCCGAGCGGGCAUGGUCGACAGGCGAGCUGCUGACCACUCACAAACAGCUCCGACCCGACCAACAAUUUCACUUUAAUGAAAUCCUCAUGAGUUUCCUCACCAUGCGACCGCCCAUUCGUGGCAUCGAUAUCUUCGAGAACGAACUCUGGGCGGCCUCGAAUACUUAG
Penicillium argentinense is the source of this 1650-nucleotide messenger RNA. RefSeq lists its product as uncharacterized. NCBI's taxonomy places the organism in Eukaryota, Fungi, Ascomycota, Eurotiomycetes, Eurotiales, Aspergillaceae. The transcript has 2 exons. The record is from RefSeq and is a predicted model, not a curated record. Bases 1 to 1650 code for a protein of 549 amino acids.